GUAUUUAUAAUUUUGUAAAGUGUCUCCAGUACUGGAACUAUACAGUUCCAUAAUUAUAGUUGUAUGCUAUUUUAGUUCUGUACUAUAUAAGUACAAAACUCAUAUUGUUAACAAUAAAUAGUUUUACUAUACUUGAUCUAUACUUAUCUAUACUUGAUUACUUAAUGUACAAACAUAAUUUAAUUAUUUUGGUUAUGUUAAAGAGAAAUCAAUUUGAAAAUAAAAUGGCCACUAGAAGCCUCACCGACAUAUUUUUGUUAAUGCGGACAAAUUCCAUCCAGAGCAGAGGAAUUUAUUCAUUUCAAGGAUCUAAACAUAAUGAUUAUGAAUCAGACAGUGAUGAAGGUAUUAAUGACAAAGCAGCAUUGAUGGAAGCUGGUCGUUCUAUGGUUAAAACAAAUUCUAUUGAAAUGCGUUCUCAAGAAAAAUCUCCACCUACUUGGACUGGAUUACUUGAAGAUGCUCAAUAUUCCAUUACCAGGUUACAGAACAAAUUAAAAGAAUUACAAUCAUUACAAGAUGCACAAGUAUUGAGACCUACCCUAAAUGAUUCUAGCUUACAAGAGAAACACAUCCAGGAUCUCACAUUAGAUAUUACAAGAAUAUUUGGUUCAACAAAAAAAAUAAUUCAACAAAUCAGAUUACAUUCAAGUGGAUUAUCUGGCAACAAAGAAUCCCAACUCUCAUAUAAUGUGUCAUCUGCUCUAGUGUCAUCGUUACAAAAUUUGUUCAACGAAUUUCGAAAUUCACAGCAAAUUUAUCUCAACAAAAUCAAACACAGAGAGGCUAUGUCAUCUCAAAUGUGUUUUGAAACCGAAGAAAACACUUCAAAUUCUGAUUUACUAGAUAUGUUUGGUAAUGGUUCAUCUAAUUCUUUUGGACAACAAUCACAGAUGCAACAGUCAAAUCAAACACAAACAUUUGCUGCUAUACUUAUUGAAGAAGAAAAUGCUAAAAUGGCUGUCCAAUGGGAACGUGAAGCAAAUCAGAUAUCCAGUUCUGUUCUUGAACUAAAUAAUAUAUUUAAAGACCUUGCACACAUGGUUGUUCAACAAGGUAGUGUUUUGGAUCGGAUAGACUACAAUAUUGAACAGACUGAAAUUAGAGUAAAAAAAGGCGCAGCUGAAUUAAUUAAAGCAGAAAAAUAUCAUCGAAGCAAUCGAAAAAUGAAAUGUAUUUUGAUUCUAGCCCCUGUUUCUAUUAUAUUGUUAAUUCUUUUGGACAUAACAAAAUUUUAAAGGAAUUUAUAAUAUGGUCCUCUACUUCUUCACUCCUUAAUUACCAAAAAUAUUAUUUAUUAAUUAAUUGUUAUUUAUUAUACAUUUAUAUAAAAUUAUUAUGUUCACCAUUAAUACAAUUGAAACAAAAUUAUAUAUACAUUUUUGUAGCUUAAAAUAUAUCGUGCUUCAUUUUAACAAAAUAUUGUCAGCUUGUGCCAAACUACAUUAGUCAACAUUUUGUUUAAAAUUUUUUUUUACAUACAUGUACUGAGUUUAUGAUAUC
This is a messenger RNA of Myzus persicae (green peach aphid), 1503 nucleotides long. It is a transcript of the gene Syx16, whose product is annotated as syntaxin-16. Gene Ontology annotation, molecular function: SNARE binding; SNAP receptor activity. Lineage: Eukaryota; Metazoa; Arthropoda; Insecta; Hemiptera; Aphididae. The record is from RefSeq and is a predicted model, not a curated record. Bases 165 to 1238 code for a protein of 357 amino acids. The transcript has 5 exons. Gene Ontology annotation, cellular component: SNARE complex; endomembrane system; membrane. Gene Ontology annotation, biological process: vesicle fusion; intracellular protein transport; vesicle-mediated transport.